Molecule: messenger RNA, 7583 nt
Organism: Manduca sexta (tobacco hornworm)
Lineage: Eukaryota; Metazoa; Arthropoda; Insecta; Lepidoptera; Sphingidae
Product: breast cancer type 2 susceptibility protein
Exons: 9
Coding region: 101-6643 (2180 amino acids)
Biological process (GO): regulation of DNA-templated transcription; double-strand break repair via homologous recombination
Source: RefSeq, a predicted model, not a curated record
UAUUGCAAAAUAUUUUCUUUAGUUUCGCGCUAUAGUAUUUUUUUGUAAUAAAUAAUACUUUUGCGUAUGGUUAUGUAAAGACAUGGUUUUAUAAAGAAUAAUGGAAGACCAAGUUGCUAACAUUGAGAACCUCGAAACAAUAUUUAGAAAAGAUCACAAAUGCAAUUCACUUUUGUAUAGAAAUGUAAAAACCCCAAUAAAACAAACAAAUACACUCCAGGACGUAUUAAAAAUUGUGUCAUUACAAGUAAAAGCUAUACAGAUGGCUGAUAGAGGUAACAACGGUAAUUAUCUAAGUAACCCAAGGAAAUCUAAUGUAACAUAUGAGAAAGCUGCAUAUGAUAAGGCCGUAAUAAAAAAAAUAGCAGGCAACAAAUUUGAAACACAGUGUGUGUCAGACACCCAGUUGAUUGAUGUAGUCAAAGUAGCAGAAGCUUUUGAAGCAAAUGCAAGAGUUACCCGGGAUAUGGAUGUUUCCUUCACUGUAAGUGAUUUAGAAAAACAAUUAGAAGAAACAUGUACUAAGAGUUUAAAUAUUUGCAAUAAUGAAAAAGUGGAAGAUGGAGAUCAAGCAUUUGCUAACAAUAAUAGUAAAACUAUUCCUGAUAAUGCUACUGGAUUAGAAAAUACCAUCAUAGGUUUUACAGAAGAUUUUACAGAAGACAAUAAGAUUCAUAGUAAUAAAAUGAAUGAAAAUGAAACAGAUACAGCUAUUAUAAAUAAAGAUACUGAUAAAACUGAAAAUAUUGUUGAAAUAGAAACAACUAUUGUAGGAUUUACGGAAGAUUUUGUUGAAAGUGACAAAGAUGUAUUUGAAGUCAAUGAUUAUGCAUGUAAUGAUGACGAUUUUGAUGCAUUAGAAAGAGACAGACACUUAUCAUUGAGUCCUAUUUUAAAUAAAAUAGACCCAAUAAAAACAAGGAGUGCUUCUAGUCUUUCGCGAGAAAGAUCACUUAGUCCCGUCUUAGGUGCUAAAACUAUAAAAAAGUCGCCUUCACCAUUAAUUUUUAAUUUGGAUUCAUUUGAAAAAUUUGAACAAGUUGCAGUACCACUUGUUGAAGAAAUUUGUGAUUUAAAAACUGUUAAACAUUUGAUAAAUUCUCAAAUAUUAGACAAGGAAUUGUUUUUGCCAUCAAAAACUAGUAAAGGUAUUGCAUCACAUACUAAUCCAUUACAGAAUGUAAAUAUUCCACUAUAUAUGAGUCCAAAUUAUGAAAAUCUUGAUGAUGGGAAAACAAGUGUUACAGAUAGUGGUCAUUUUAAGCUAAAAGAUGACAGAGAAAAGCACAGUAGCACUCUAGAAGAUGAAAUAUUGUUUAGCAGUGAUGAAGAGGUUUAUGAACACAAGGAAAUACAAGAUUUACCGUUAACUUGUGCUCUGGAAACUUCAUUUUAUGAACAACCCGAAAUUUUGGACCAGACAAUGUACGUGGGCUUUCAAACUGCGAGUAAUAAACCGAUAGAAGUGCUUACUGAAUCUUUUACUAAAGCCAAAAGCAUACUUGACAACAUAAAUACAAGUGGAAAGAAAGAAUUACCUUUAUCUGAAUUGGUUAAUAUUUAUGACAGUCUAACUAAAACUGAGCGAGAUAAAGCAAAAGUAAACCAACAAGAAAGCCUUAAUAACACAGAAAAAGACGCAAGUUUUGAUAUACCUGAUAUAAGUAUAUCCACACUUAAUAAAUUGACAGGUAUUGUAACAAACGAAUGCGUAGAAGAUAAAUCAGCAAUAAUCACUGAUUUAAAAGAGGGUAAAAAUAGCAUAAUUGAAAAUAAUACACAACGUCCAUAUAUGGACAUGACUAUGCUUAAUACAGAUAUUGGUUAUGUAACUAAAGAAGGUAACAAUAAUUUGAUUGCACAAGAGAAAUAUGAGGAAUUAUCAGAGUCCGUUUUUAAAUUGAAAUCACACAAUGACAAUCAAGGUUUUAAGACUGCAAGUAAUAAAAUAAUAAAACUAUCAAAUGCAGCCUUAGCUACAUGUCAAAAAGUAUUUCAAAACAUUAAUUUAGAUGAAAACUUUGAUAUAAAUUACCACAAAGAUGCCACCUGUAAGGAAGCUACAACUAAUAGAAGACCAGAAGAACAUGCUAAACACCUCAAAAUAGACAGUAACAACAUUAGUGCUGACGAAAUUCAGACACAUAUAAAUGACGACAUAAUUUUACAAGAAUUCGAAAACAUUGAAAUGUCGAUAGACGAAAAAGUUAUCCACAAGAAACCGUUUGAGGGCUUCAAAACUGCUAGUAAUAAAAACGUAAGAAUUUCGAACAAAGCCCUAGAUAAAGCUAAACACAUAUUUGACGAUAUUAAAUUAGACUUAGAUGAUAAUGAUCAUUUGAAGCCAAAGUCAGGACUAACUAUGGAGACUAAUAACAAAGAUGGCUACUCAAAAGACGCAAUGAAUACUUUAGAAAGCAAAUCCAAAGACAUGAUUGGUUUUAAAACUGCUAGUAACAAAAACAUAAAAAUAUCAGACCAAGCAAUAGCCAAAACAAAAAACCUAUUAAAUGAUAUUGCGUUGGACGAUUUGGUUCAUACUAGUGAAGACACUCAAGAUAUAAGUAAAGAAAUCAAACUUAACAAAUUAAAUAUUAAUGAUUUUGGUAAAGCAUGUACAAGUACUGGAUUUCAAACAGCAAGCAAUAAAAAAAUUGUUAUUUCCAAUGAAGCCUUAGUUAAGACAAAAAAUAUUUUUAAGGAUAUAGACAAACAUAAUGAUAUAAAUGUUUCAUCUAAUAAGUCAUCGUUAAAUGUAAUUGGUCAUGUGUCUGUUAAAGCCUUGGAAAGAAAUGAAAGAAUUUUGGAGGAGACUAAAAUGCAAUUAGAAAAUAAAGUUCUUGCAGAUAUUCAAGGAAAUGCUAUAAUUAUUACAAAUUCAGGAUUUCAAACAGCUUCUAAUAAGCCAGUUAAUAUAUCUCCCGAAGCUAUGAAGAGAAGUAAGAAUAUAUUUCAAGACGAAAUUUUCGAAUCAAGAAAUAAAUAUAUUUCUAAACAAAAAACAACAACACCGAAUAUAAGUUUCCAAACAGCCAACAAUAAAUCGGUACAUAUACCUAAGAGAGCUUUAGAAAGAACUAAGAAGAUUUUUCACAAUUUAGAUAAUUUGGAAUUUAAGUAUAAAUUAGACAAAAUAUCCGAAAAUAAACCACCAUUUAGUUUUCAAACAGCAAGUAAUAAAGAAGUUAAAAUAUCUGAAGAGGCAUUAGCUAAAACGAAACGUAUUUUUAAUGAUAUAGAUAUGAAUCACGUUAUUGAUGAGUGUAAAUUGCCAAACUUUGGUUCCAGUAGUAGUAAAAAUACUUUUAAAGGAUUUCAAACUGCUAGUAAAAAAGAUGUGAAAAUAUCAAAAGAAGCUUUAGACAAAGUAAAAAAUAUAUUUAAAGAUAUUGACUACUCUAAUGAUUUUGAUGAUCAAAAUGAUACUAAACGCUCUACUUUUGGUAAAAAGAUAUCAGAAAAUGUAUCUAUGUCGCGUUUUAGAACCGCUAAUAAUGAGCCAGUACUGAUACCUUUAGAGUCAUUGUCUCGAAGUAAAAGAUUAUUUAAUGAUAUAGAUGAUAUUCAUAAUUCAGCAGAACAUGAGAACGAUAAAAAAUAUAACCCUGGUAUAAAAGAAAUAUACCCUAUUACUUAUGAAUCUAAAAAACUUAUUUACGAAGUUGGCAGUGGCUUCACCGGUUUUAAAACAGCCAGCAAUAAAAAAGUCAACAUAUCUGAAGAAGCAUUAGCUAAAUCAAAGCAUAUGUUACAAGAUAUUGAUGUAUCGGAUGCAAAAGAGAAGACAGAUAAUAAAAAUUGCAUUAGUACACCACUAGCUAACACUGAUUUUGAAAAAGAUGCAAAAAGAUUUAAACCUAAUAAUACAACCAUUGAUGAAAAUGUUGCUAUUGUAAAAGAUGUAUCAGAUAGUAUUAAUAAAGAGAAUAUAGCAGAUAUAAUAAAUACUCAAGUACUGAAUAACUUUGAAGAUACUUUGUAUACAGAAGAUUUCCGAGAAGAAGUUCCAUCAAGAAAUAAAAGAUCUGGAAGUCCUAUUCUGUCUUGUCCAAGUGCUAAAAGAAGACGUUUCAAAAUGCCUUUUAAGGCUAAUCCAGUUGAACCUUGCGCUAAAAUUAUACAGAAUUCAGUUAUAUGUAAUGAGAGCACAAUUUUUACUGAAAAUUAUAAGAAAAAUAAAAGUUAUAAAUUGAGAGAUCUGGUAAGCUUAGACAACAAUAACUCAAUUGAUGCAUACCUAACUAAUUUUGAUUUUGAUACUUUACUAAAUUUCGAAUUUGAAGGCAAAAGGAAUGAUGUUAAUGCUCACAAAAUAAAUAUAGAAUCGUUAAAAGAGACAUUUUUAAGUUCAAUAAAAAAGAAAUUGGUGCCAAAUGGUUGGUUGGACAAUCACAUGAAAUUAAUUCUCUGGAAACUGAUUUCAUAUGAAGUAAAGUUUCCAAAACUUGGUGUGGUGUGUACUGCUAGAAAUGUAUUAAAUCAGUUGAAAUAUAGGUAUGAUAAAGAAUUGUAUAAUGCAGAGAGGCCAGCAUUAAGAAAGAUAUUAGAAAAAGAUGAUGUGCCAUCAAAGACUCUCGUACUGUGUGUGGUUUCAAUCCUUAUGGAUGGCAUCAAAGUCGAUAAUAGUGCUGCCACAUCUGCUGUUAAUAUAGAACUUGUCCUAACCGACGGUUGGUAUUGCGUAACGGCGUGCAUAGACAAAAUGCUGUUGCGCCUCGUAAGGGACAAUAAGAUUGUUGUUGGUUCGAAACUUGCCACUAAUGGAGCUGAGCUGUUAAAUUGUGAGCAAGGAGUUGCUCCGUGGGAGGACACUACCUCAGUCCGCCUCAAGAUAUUCGGUAAUUCUACACGCCGUGCUCGGUGGGACGCACGCCUCGGUUACCAUGGCAACGGCGCCAUGUUGUCCCAGCUGUCAAACGUCAAGCUGGACGGCGGGAAAGUGUCAAAGUUGCGGCUCUUCGUGGCUAGAGUGUAUCCGGCGUUAUAUGUCGAAAAAUUUGAAGAUGGCAGCACUGUAACCCGUUCAGAACGGCUGGAACACCUGCACCAAAUAAAAUAUGAAGCAGACAGACAAAACAUCUUGGAGAAACUGUAUGAAGAAGUGGAGAAGGAAUUCUCUGAUCAGGAAUCCCAGGACUUGCAAAGUUCAUGGGAUAAAGGAAGGCCAACUCUCCAAAGUGGAUCUCAAAUAUUUGAAGCAAUUAAAACAUACAAAGAUUCUUCUGAUUUCAGAAACCAUCUUACCUCGUCGCAAACCAAACUCCUUGAAGCCCACAACAACAAACGCCGUGAACAGUUACUAGAGAAGGUUCAUGCCAAACUGAUGGACAAGAUUGAUAAGAGCGGCUUGAGGCAGGGUAGAAAUGUUGUGACGGUACUGAAGAUCAGAGUUGUCGGGCUUGAAGAGAAGAAUGGUGUGGUGGUCACUAGAGGUUUGCUGUCAGUGUGGAAACCUAAUGAUGCUCUACUGGACCUGAUCAAGGAAGACUCCUGGAUAGAAGUAAUGAAUGUGGUACCAACGGCUAUGAGGUACUCUGAAAUCCAAAUAUCUGCCGGAAGACAGUCAGUUUUUAAACAAUCAAAAUUCAAAGAAAGCGAUAGUAUGGUAACCCACAUUAAAUCGCUAAAAAGGAAGUGUUACACCAUAAAAGAACUAAAUAUACCACAAACAACAGACUACAACGAAGUUGAUACGGCGGGAAUUAUAUUUUUAAUAGAUCCGUCAGUGCAAAAAUUUGACUCGAAAUCACAAUUUCAAAACGUAUAUUUAGCGGACAAGGACCUUAAUAUGAUAUGCGUUAAUUUCUGGGGCGGGUUGCAAAAGUUUGGCUUUCAAAACGUUCUAGAUACAGGACAGAUGGUAGCUUGUAUAAAUUUACAAAAGCGAGCUGGCAACACCAGAAAUGUGCCGCAGUAUAGAGCCACUGAAUUCACCUAUUUCACUAAAACGCCUAAGAAUCGACAAGCUAAAGAAAUCGUUGACGAUUUGAACAAAAUAUCCGUUUUAGAUCGGAGAAGAAUAUGCGACGAAUGUGUUAAAUUAAAGAAUAAUUUUCCCAUGAAGAACAAUGAGAGUAUAACGCCAUACAAAAUGAAUAUAGAAUUGGGAAACAAUAAAGCCGUCAUGGACUCUGUUGAAAAAAUAGCCCACGCAGAACUCAAUCUUACUGGGUUAGAUUUUGAGUCGACUUUUAGACAAAAUGAUGAAGAAUUAUCUCCUAAAACGCUAAAAAGAAAAAGAGAAGUAAAUAAUAGGAUUCAUAAAUUAAAAAUGUACGGAGAACCGCCGCCUUUAUCUCCUAUUCAUAUAAUAAACAAAUCUAAAAAUGCAUUCAAUUCAUACAAAAGCCCAUUAGUAAGCAAUGACGUUUCCUCUGGUGUUGCUAGUGGCAUAAAUAUCGAUAUUGGUAGAAAUGUAGAAAACCAAAUUACUGCAGUGACAAAACAAAACAAUACGAAUAUUGCCAUUUGCAAAUUCGAUAGAAAUGUAGAAAAUAACGAAAGUCCUGUGACGUCACUAAACAAAACUUACAUCAAAAGUUCGGUGAACCCAGUGAAGUUGAAUUUUGAUAACAAUGCGAGUGAUAUGGUCGAUCACUUCGCUGAGGAGUUUGAUCCUAGUCCGCCUUUGAGUUUAGAUUGAAAUAGCGAUUAAAGUCCGUUGUAUACAAAUAUGGGUAAAUUCGCUAAGCUACUGUCACAACAUUUCACGUGAAACUAGUCUCUUGAAAAGUGGCGAGUAAUGCCUACUUUAUAGAAAGUAUUUGCAUUUAUUUUUCCUUCUGACUGACAUUGUAAGGCUGUAAUGUGCUUGAUAGUGAAUAGCUGCCCAAAUAGCCUAACCAGGAAAAUAAAAACUUCGCCAUGUGAUAAAAAUAUAAAGAAAUAAUAAAUUAUUUUAAUGACAAUGUAACUUUUAAAACGAAAAAUCAAAAGUGACGCCUCCAAAUCAAGUUUUUUAUUUUCUUGGACAGGCUAUAAUUAUGAUAACAACAAAUUAUAUUAUUUAAUUACAUGUUCAAUAAAAGUCUUUACAAGUUACAAGUGCAACAGUGGUUCUUUAAAAGCUACUAUUUGCUUGUUGUUCUUGAUUGCAUAGGCCAUUAAUCAAUUGAUUCUAAUUCGAAUUACAAUCGAAGCGAUUUCCAACAUGCAAUAACCAUAUCCAUAAUUAAGUUUGGGCAGUGUGGUACCGUGUUUGGGGCGAAAGGGAUGCUGGCGGCCCUGCCCUGGGCGGCACUUUUAGAAGUGCAGCAAAAUUCGUACAAUUCAACCAUUAUUUAUUUAUUUUGUCGCAUGUACAUACUAAAGAAUAGAGAGGGCAGGCUAUGUGCAUAACUUUUUUGUUGAAAUUACCUACUUUUAGCAUAUUUUGGGUCUGCCCAACGCUCUAAGGACCAACAAUAGCCAUAAGCUUAGGCCACUAUAAGGGAUAUGUUUGCCUAUCUGUUGCUAUCUCUUAAUUUUGAUAAGCAUAACAUUGUGAUACAAUAAGUGAAUAUUGUUAACUGAAUUUAAAGUUUGAUUGUUAUUGUAAAUACUUAAGUGAUUUCUGUAAAAAAAUAAAUCUAUUGAAAAUCGUU